Messenger RNA from Temnothorax curvispinosus, 925 nucleotides. RefSeq lists its product as uncharacterized. The coding region runs from base 262 to 720 and encodes 152 amino acids. NCBI's taxonomy places the organism in Eukaryota, Metazoa, Arthropoda, Insecta, Hymenoptera, Formicidae. The transcript is spliced from 6 exons. The record is from RefSeq and is a predicted model, not a curated record.
AAUUGUACAGAUUCUCGAUUCUCUUAUAAAGGAAAAGCACUUUGGUCUUAGCUUUGUUGCAGGUAUUUGUGAAGAAAUCUUGAGGGAAAAUCUGGAAGAAAAAAAUGGCCCAUCAAUCAAGCACGUGGUGUGUUGUUCGGGAAUGCAACAAAAAUAUUGUGGAAAAACGACAUUUUUUUCGGUUUCCAAAGGAACAUGAAAGAUGGUUGCAAUGGAUACGUGCUUGUGAACGAUUAGAUUUGGAAGCAAUGGGUGCAGAAUAUGGCCAUCGCAAUUAUCGAUUGUGCCACUUACAUUUUGAAGAAAAGUGGUACAAGCAAUGCAUGUAUUACAACAUCAGCAAUUGAAAAGAUGGAUGAAGAGCUACCUGAAGAAGAAAAUCUUUAUAUUUUACAACAAGAGGAAACAAAUAGUGACUUACAGUCGAAAUCAUUCCCGCCUAUAACAGAGCAGAUGCCAAAAUGUGAUAAAGAUGUCCAUAUUAUUGCUAAGCCGAGCACGUCCAGCAGCACAAUAAGAAGAGAAGAAAGUCCGCGGAAGAAAAAAUUGCAACAACGCAUUGUACGAUUACAAGGGAGAGUAAAAACACUGGACGAAAGAAACAGACGGCUUCAGAAGAAAGUGAAGAUUUUAAUUGUAAGGAAGAAGAAAGCAGAAAGAGAGAAGCUUAAGGACCACGAGAUUCUACGUCAAUUAGGCUUGCGACUGUGCAUGCUUUAAUUUCGGACAUGGGAUCUAACUUUACACAACUAUCCCGAGAAUUAGGUAUUUCUGUACAAAAUUCAAUCUUUUUAGUUGACGGACAUGAGGUACUAUAUAUAUUCGAUACUCCGCAUUUAAUGAAAAGAACUCGUGAUAAUUUGUUGAAACAUAAUAUACAAUUUGGAAAUAACAAAGUUGCUUCAUGGGAUGAUAUUAUUGAAUU